AUGGACUGGCAGGGUAACCAGACUCUCAUCUCCCACUUCAUCCUUCUGGGCCUCUUCAGCCACUCACCAUUACACCUCUUCCUCUUCUGCAUCAUCAUGCUCAUGUUUCUGGUGGCCCUGUCUGGCAAUGGGCUCAUGAUCGUCCUCAUCAAUACAGACUCGCGGCUGCACAGCCCCAUGUACUUCUUCCUCAGCUGGCUGUCGCUGAUGGACCUCAUGCUCAUCUCCACCAUUGUGCCCCGCAUGGCGGCUGACUUCCUGCGAGGUGGGGGUGCCAUCUCCUUCACGGGCUGUGGACUGCAGAUCCUCUUCUUCCUCACUCUCCUGGGUGAUGAGUGCUUCCUGCUGGCGUUCAUGGCCUAUGACCGCUAUGUGGCCAUCAGCAACCCCCUGAGGUACUCGGUGGUCAUGAGCCGCUGUGUCUGCUGGCUCAUGGUGGCAGGAUCCUGGCUCUUUGGCCUGGUCGAUGGGUUGAUCCAGGCUGUCUUCACACUCCGCUUCCCCUACUGUGGCUCCCAGGAGAUUGACCAUUUCUUCUGUGAGGUUCCCGCUGUGCUUAAACUGGCCUGUGCUGACACCUCCCUCUAUGAAACCAUGAUCUAUGUCUGCUGUGUCCUCAUGCUGCUCCUGCCUUUCUCUGUCAUCUCUGCCUCCUACCUGCGCAUCCUGGUGACUGUGCUCCGUAUGCGGUCUGCAGAAGGCCGGCAGAAAGCCUUUGCCACCUGCUCUUCCCACAUGAUGGUGGUCUCCCUCUUCUAUGGGGCCGCCAUGAUCACCUACAUGCGGCCUCAGGCCUACCACUCUUCCAAGCAGGACAAGGUGGUGUCUGCCUUCUAUACCAUGAUCACCCCCAUGCUCAAUCCUCUCAUCUACAGUCUGAGAAACAAAGAAGUGACUGGGGCUCUGAGGAAACUCCUGGGAAAGUGUCCCUGUGUGGGCAGGGUGGGAGAUUGA
Molecule: messenger RNA, 954 nt
Organism: Dipodomys spectabilis (banner-tailed kangaroo rat)
Lineage: Eukaryota; Metazoa; Chordata; Mammalia; Rodentia; Heteromyidae
Product: olfactory receptor 56-like
Exons: 1
Coding region: 1-954 (317 amino acids)
Biological process (GO): G protein-coupled receptor signaling pathway
Cellular component (GO): membrane
Molecular function (GO): olfactory receptor activity; G protein-coupled receptor activity
Source: RefSeq, a predicted model, not a curated record